AGGACGGCGGCGCGCGUGCACGCACACCCACGCACCCACCCCCUGCGCGAACGUGUCUUUUCUCGCGCGCGCGCCUGUGUGUGUGUUGGGGGGGAGUUGAAAUGGCCCUGGUCGCGUGCGAGUUCCCCUUGGCGGUUCUGCUGUGCGUCCUCCUCGAGAGCGCGCAGCCCCUGAGCAACGACGCCACGGAGCUGCGCGCCUCCAGCCUGGAGGACCCGAUGCGGGAGCGCGCGGACAACGCGUCCCUGAACAGAGCGCGCAGCGGGGGGCGCCGCGGGGGGGACAGCCUCCGGGGAGAGGACGGUCCCCUCGGGUGCAAGGAGCUCCGGUCCACCAGGUACAUCUCGGACGGCCGGUGCACCAGCCCGAACCCCGUGAAGGAGCUGGUGUGCGCCGGGGAGUGCGUCCCCGUUCGCGUGCUCCCCAACUGGAUCGGCGGAGGCUACGGAGGCAAGUUCUGGGCCCGGCGAGGCGGUCGGCAGCGGCGCUGCGUUACGGACCGCACCCGGGUCCAGCGCGUCCACCUGCUGUGCCCGGACGGAAGCACCAGGUCCUACAGGGUUAGGGUGGUGACCUCCUGCAAGUGCAAGCGCUGCUCGCGACAGCACAAUGAGUCUGGGCAGAGGCCCCAGGAGGCAGCCCCGUCGCGACCCCAGCGCUCCAAGGUUCGACGGAAGGAGCCCAAGCCCAAGAGCAGUCACCAUGGCAACCGGAAGGAGGACGCUACCGACAAAUGGAGGGCAGCCGUAAUGGAGCAUGAAUGAGCUCUGGUGACUGUGUGUCUGGGACCAGUUCUCCACUGCAUGCUACGGACAUUUAAGAGACUGUGUGUGUGUGUGCGCGCGUGCGCUCGUGUGUGUGCGCCCUCUCUCUCUCUCUCUCUCUCUCUCUCUCUCUCUCUCUCUCUCUCGACUUAAUCUCCCUGUUUGCUCAGGUUUUGUAAAGUGAGAUGAGUCAAAAAGCAACCCGCCUUCCCAGGUGUACAUAGCACACACUGUCAUAACCCCCCCCCCCCCGCGUACAGUGUUGUCUUGCUGGAACAGAUUUAAUAUUUAAUUUUCCGUGGUUCGUGCAGCCCUGUCCUUCGUGAUCCGCGGUAAAACCGAGCGGCUCUCACGGCACCUUUCUUCUGAGAUUUUCCUUCCAUUGCGGUUCACUGGGGCUAAUUUGCUCUGAAGUGCACAUGGAAAAAUGUGUUUCCCUCUAUGUUAUUAAAUAUUCUUGUGAUAUUU
Molecule: messenger RNA, 1232 nt
Organism: Scleropages formosus (Asian bonytongue)
Lineage: Eukaryota; Metazoa; Chordata; Actinopteri; Osteoglossiformes; Osteoglossidae
Product: sclerostin domain-containing protein 1-like
Exons: 2
Coding region: 102-764 (220 amino acids)
Biological process (GO): negative regulation of Wnt signaling pathway; negative regulation of BMP signaling pathway
Molecular function (GO): BMP binding
Source: RefSeq, a predicted model, not a curated record